AUGUUGAACGAAAGUCUUACAAACCCAUUGUUCGGAAAAGGCAAGUGCAACAUUGUCAGAGCUGUAAACAUUCUUUUCGAGAAAGGUUUGUUGGAACCAAUUCCAGAUGACAAGCUGACAGAAACUUUUGUACCAAAAGACGAAACAAACUUUUCAUUGUUAGCAAGACCAAAAGUUGUUCCAGACAAAGUUCUAGUACAAAAGAAGUACACAAUUCCACAAGGAGUUGGAUUGUUCGGAUACCAACCUGAACCAGAAGAACUUCCAAUGAGGUUGCAAGAACUUCAAGAUGCUAUAAACAAACUUCCAUUGAGACAUCCAAUUGACGUCAAAUUGUAUUGGAGAGCAUCUGAGUUAGGUCAGAAGGUUUUAUAUGAAACAGGUUGCUUCGACGAUGUUUAUGAGAUAACAGGAGAAGUUUCUCAGAAGAUAAGAGACUCACUUGAAUUUCCACAAACUGGACCAAUUGGUUGCGACAAGUUCGACUCAGAUGAAAAGAUAUACUAUGUCGACCUUAACGCUGCGUACAUGAGGUUUGUCCAAUAUAUUCCGACUGGAAUUCCAAACGAAGAUGGUGAGUUCCCGGGAAGGAACUAUACAGUUGGAAAAGUCAUACAACAACUGUAUGAUAUUAGGAAAGCUUCAAACCCCAAACUUGCAAUGACACUCAAAUUGCUUAUGAAUUCAACAUGGGGAUAUUCCAUUAAGAAACCUCAAAAGAUGAAGAGUAAACAUUAUGAGAAGGUCGACAACUUUGUUGAAAGGUUUUCUCCUUUUGUUUUGAAGUACGAGUUCACUCAAGGUCAAAAUGGCUUAGUAACCACAUUAAAAUCUAUUGUCGAACAUUGGUCUUACCCUCAGUUCGCAAAGGCAGUACUUGACAACUACAACAAAUUCUUCUCGGAAGUCAAAUCCAAAGUGAAGGUUUACUAUGAGAACAUUGACGCACUCAUGACGAACGAAGAAGGAUACAACAAACUCAUUGAAAUGGGAAUGGUCGGUGAAAAGAUGGGCUGUUUUAAGCUAGAUAAGGUAUUUUCAGAAGUUCAUGUCCUCUCCAAGCGUAAGUACUGGGGCAUACUUGAAGACGGCACAGAAAUAAAACAUUGCAUGAAGUAA
This is a messenger RNA of Trichomonas vaginalis G3, 1119 nucleotides long. RefSeq names its product DNA/RNA polymerases family. The transcript has a single exon. NCBI's taxonomy places the organism in Eukaryota, Parabasalia, Trichomonadida, Trichomonadidae. Bases 1 to 1119 code for a protein of 372 amino acids. The record is from RefSeq and is a predicted model, not a curated record.